AAUAUCCUAAUAUCCUACAGUAAAAGCCCAAUCACUGUGUUUUCUGUACAAAACUCCACCCAUUGGGUUCAUAAGACUUGGAAAAAGAGUUGCCCUUUGUAGUUUACUAUAACAUAUAAAAGCUGUUAGCAGUUCGUGUAGCCAGCAGCUAGAAAGCUUACAGUUUUCCCCACCCUCUUUCUUUCUCCUUGUAAGUUGGUAAUAAGAUACACUCUUUUUUUCCAAAGUUCACACUAGAGCACAGAAGAGAACUGUUUAACUUGGAAGAAUAAUAACACUAGGCUUUUUGAUUCUGCAAAGAGAUACUCUGUCUCCUGCUUUAAAGGAGACAAUACCCACAGACCCUAAAAUGACAGUAAUUUCUGCCAUUAGUGGGGCUCUCUUAAUUACCAUUCUCUGUGAAGCAAGUGCACUAGUGUUGCCCAAUUCCUCUGACCUAUUCCUGUCAACUAAAAAUUACACUGAUAUUGAAGCAGCUUUAAAAACGCAUCUGGAUUCUGCAAGCUUCCCCAAAAUCAGGAAAAAGCGAUAUAUCUCACAGAAUGAUAUGAUUGCCAUUUUGGAUUAUCACAAUCAGGUCAGAGGCAAAGUGUUCCCACCUGCAUCCAAUAUGGAAUACAUGGUGUGGGAUGAUAAUCUAGCUAAAUCGGCAGAAGCUUGGGCAGCUACUUGCAUUUGGGACCAUGGACCUUCUUACUUGUUGAGAUUUCUGGGACAAAAUUUAUCUGUACGGACUGGAAGAUAUCGAUCCAUUCUCCAGCUGGUACAGCCCUGGUAUGAAGAAGUGAAAGAUUAUGCCUUUCCAUAUCCUCAGGACUGCAAUCCAAGGUGUCCAAUGAGAUGCUACGGACCAAUGUGCACACAUUAUACCCAGAUGGUUUGGGCCACUUCCAACAGAAUAGGUUGUGCAAUCCACACUUGCCCUAAUAUGAAUGUCUGGGGGGCUGUUUGGAGCCGAGUUAUUUAUCUGGUAUGCAACUAUGCCCCAAAGGGAAAUUGGAUAGGAGAAGCACCAUAUAAAGUUGGGGUGCCAUGUUCUGCUUGCCCUCCCAGUUAUGGAGGAUCAUGCACUAACAAUCUUUGCUUUCCCGGAGUGACAUCAAACUACUUAUAUUGGUUUAAAUAAAUGGUACAAUUGUUUUAAUGAAAUGCAUGUGUAACAAAAUCUUGUAUAUUGAAGUUUGCAUAUAUUGUAUAUAUAAUGUAUUGAUUCAUUAAUGUUAUUAUGGACUUUAUGUAAUAAUAUGAACAUUAGUUUUUAGAGAUAUAAUGUAUAUUUAAAUAUUUCUGUUUAAGUGACAGUGGACCACUGAUAGCUACAGAUUAAUAAUGUGCCUUAAGCAACAAAAACAAAGAAAAUUGGAAUAAGAAUUAAAGUGAUUAAGUUUAGUCCCGUAAAGGCCUUAAAGGAAUGUAUCUUCAAAUAUUUUAUAUUUAUAGGCCUGGGCACAAAAUGAACUCUAAAUUAUUAUAUCUAAUCCUUUGAGCUUACUUGUGUGCAUAUGUAUGUGUUUUACAAAAAUCAGAAAACAAAAUAUAUCCUAACUACUAAUUGAAAAGUUUAAGUAACUCAAAUUGGUAGAAUAUCAAUAUGAGAUAUUUCUUUGUACCACUAUUUAGAAUGAGCAAAGUUAUGAUAUUUUUGAAAAAUAUACCCAACCAAGUGUAAUUUUAUAAAAGAACACAAAGUUCUCCAGAAAAUUUAACAGAAGAAAAAAAACAAUACUGAAAUUAUAAUGAUGUAUAUUUGUAAAGCUUUAGUCUUGUAUUUAGUAGCAAAAAAAGUAAAGGGAACUUUUUCCUUUUCCUUUACUUAAAAAUAUAUGUGCAAUUGUGGCAAAAUUCUGUAGACUAACUUUAGUUUUGUGCUUAGAAAUAUACUUAGUUAUGUUGCUAUAGUUAAACAAAGUCCUAACUUGGACAAGAAAGUCAAAGCAAUUUGGCUAUCAUCUGAUGGUCACAUACACUCUUCUUCCUGUUUGUGAUACUUGAGGCCACUGCUGUUCCUGGAGUUUUACAUUGUGAACUACUUGACUCCUAUCAAUAAUAUUCUUUGCAGGUAGAGUGGAGCAGAUGGGUGCUGCCAUGCUAAUAUGGAUCCCAGGUUCAUUAGAGGAUGUGCAAUAAUAUCAGAAAUUUAACUGUUUAGUUUUGAUAUAGUUAGAUAUAUUUUAAACAGCAUCAGGUUUAUUAUUACCUGGAUAUUCAACACAGGCCGGACUGUAAUAAUAAGGCACUCUUCUAUCCAUACAUAAGCUAAACAUUAAUUUAGAGUCAAAUAUCUUGCUUCUUAAAGAAGAAAGAAUAUUAGAAUAGUUUGCUUUAUAGUAACCAAGAAUUUCCCCAGCACUAAAAUAGUUACUGGAUAACAAUUAUACAACUGAAUUUCUAUGGCAGACAUGUCAAACACAAGGCCCAGGAGCCGGAUGCGGCCCGAGAAGUGGUUUCAUGUGGCCUGCGAAGCCAUCCUGAAAACAGUGAGUAAAUGGCCCCUGCUGCCUUGGCCCUGGCCGGCUGGGAGCCAAUGUACAAUUUUGUAGUGGCCAUCUAUGCUGAAAUGCAUUCAGUCUUAGCUCCACAAGGCCAUCUGGAAACAGCGAGGACCCAGCCCAUGCUGCAUCGGUCCCACCCUCUGGGUGCAUGCUGGGGAGGUGUCACCCUUUGUGAGGAAUGAAGAAAUGGACCAUACCUUGGUGCUUGCCCUGGUUCCACCUCCUUCUGUCAGAGACCCUCAGAUCUG
Messenger RNA from Crotalus tigris (Tiger rattlesnake), 2740 nucleotides. It is a transcript of the gene PI15, whose product is annotated as peptidase inhibitor 15. The transcript has 6 exons. Bases 350 to 1126 code for a protein of 258 amino acids. NCBI's taxonomy places the organism in Eukaryota, Metazoa, Chordata, Lepidosauria, Squamata, Viperidae. Gene Ontology annotation, cellular component: extracellular region. The record is from RefSeq and is a predicted model, not a curated record.